GCAUUUCCCGAGCACCGCUCCGCCCCCGGAGGGAGAGAGAGAGAGAGAGAGAGAGCGCGCGGCCGGGGAGCCAAGGAGGCCCGCCGAGUCCCGCCAGCCAGGGCGCGAGAGAAGUUGCUAGCAGCGCAGCGCAGAGCGCCGAGUCCCGCGGUCGCGCCCCGACAGCGCCCCAGCCCCAGCCCAGCCCCAGCCCAGUAGGCAGCGCAGCCCCCGCCCCAGCCCCGCGCCAGCAUGAUUAACAACAGCGGCUACUCGGAGGCCGCGGGCCUCGGCCUGGGCGACGAGGUGGACGACAUGCCGUCCACGGAGAAGGACCUCGCGGAGGACGCGCCGUGGAAGAAGAUCCAGCAGAACACGUUCACGCGCUGGUGCAACGAGCACCUCAAGUGCGUGGGCAAGCGCCUGACCGACCUGCAGCGCGACCUCAGCGACGGGCUGCGCCUCAUCGCGCUGCUCGAGGUGCUCAGCCAGAAGCGCAUGUACCGCAAGUUCCACCCACGCCCCAACUUCCGCCAGAUGAAGCUGGAGAACGUGUCCGUGGCCCUCGAGUUCCUCGAGCGCGAGCACAUCAAGCUUGUGUCCAUCGACAGCAAGGCCAUCGUGGAUGGGAACCUGAAGCUGAUUCUGGGUCUAAUCUGGACGCUGAUCCUGCACUACUCCAUCUCCAUGCCCAUGUGGGAAGAUGAGGAUGACGAGGAUGCCCGCAAGCAGACACCCAAACAGCGUCUGCUCGGCUGGAUCCAGAACAAGGUGCCGCAGCUGCCCAUCACUAACUUCAACCGCGACUGGCAGGACGGCAAGGCUCUGGGCGCCCUGGUGGACAACUGUGCCCCUGGCCUCUGCCCUGACUGGGAGGCCUGGGACCCCAACCAGCCUGUGGAGAACGCCCGGGAGGCCAUGCAGCAGGCGGACGACUGGCUCGGGGUGCCCCAGGUGAUUGCCCCCGAGGAGAUUGUGGACCCCAACGUGGAUGAGCAUUCUGUCAUGACCUACCUGUCCCAGUUCCCCAAGGCCAAACUCAAACCUGGUGCCCCUGUUCGCUCCAAGCAGCUGAACCCUAAGAAGGCCAUUGCCUACGGGCCUGGCAUCGAGCCCCACGGCAACACCGUGCUGCAGCCCGCCCACUUCACCGUGCAGACGGUGGAUGCCGGCAUGGGUGAGGUGCUGGUCUACAUCGAGGACCCCGAGGGCCACACUGAGGAGGCCAAGGUGGUUCCCAACAACGACAAGAACCGCACCUACGCGGUCUCCUAUGUGCCGAAGGUCGCUGGGCUGCACAAGGUGACCGUGCUCUUUGCUGGCCAGAACAUUGAACGCAGCCCCUUUGAGGUGAACGUGGGCAUGGCCCUGGGGGAUGCCAACAAGGUGUCAGCCCGUGGCCCUGGCCUGGAGCCUGUGGGCAACGUGGCCAACAAACCCACCUACUUUGACAUCUACACGGCGGGGGCCGGGACUGGUGAUGUUGCCGUGGUGAUCGUGGACCCGCAGGGCCGGCGGGACACAGUGGAGGUGGCCCUGGAGGACAAGGGAGACAGCACGUUCCGAUGCACUUACAGGCCUGUGAUGGAGGGGCCCCACACGGUGCACGUGGCCUUCGCCGGGGCCCCCAUCACCCGCAGCCCUUUCUCUGUCCAUGUGGCAGAAGGUAAAGGCCCUUCAUUCCACAGUCACCCUCACUGAGGCCAGGCCAGAAUCACCCCCAAAUUUUGGGUCUGAGGGUUUAUGGGAAUCGAAGGAGCAAAUCCAGGGUGGAACGGGAAUCAGCUGAAGCUUUAAAAUAGGUAGUGUAGCCGUGGAGGGGAGGGGGAUAGCUCCGGAGAGACCUCAUCCCGGUCAUCGCUCCACACACUACCCCCGGGGAGGGUCAGGAGACCACAGUAAAGCAUAUCAGACAGGGGCCACCUUGGGAGGGUUGCAGGGGCAUAUGUGAUGAGCACCCAUACCCCAGGCCUCAGGUGGUGACUCCCGCCACUCGGUUCUCUCCCUGCUGCUCGGGGUCCUCGGUGCCCAUCCUCCACCAGGCCAAGGUGGUGGUGCCACGUUCGUAGUAUCCGGGGGAGGCGGGGCCGGCAUGGCCAUAGCUGACUGGCCGCAUUGUGAUGUGUGGCAGGGCCCAGGCGUGUGGGACUGCCCCCCUUCCGUGGCAUUCCGUGGCAGGCCCCACGUUCCGUGCCAUUGCCUGCGUCCCGUGCUAGGCCUGGAGUACAUGUCAUUGCCGGUUUUGUGGCCCUCCCAUCGGGUUCGGUGCCAUUUGAUGUGUUCCGUGGCAGGCCGAGAUCGCCAUUCUUUGGCCCGUGUUGAGCAGCAAGGUCUGGGUUCAUUGCCAUGGUGGCGUUCUGUGGCAGGCUGAUUUCCCUGCCUUGCCUGCGAUCCGUGGCGGGCUUCAUGCUGUGUUGGAUCUGUGGCCUUGCUCAGUGUGUUGUGGCAUGACUUAGUCCUAAAGCUGCUGUGGUGGGUCUGACUGAGAAGGAUUAGGUGGCU
This is a messenger RNA of Leptonychotes weddellii (Weddell seal), 2481 nucleotides long. The record is from RefSeq and is a predicted model, not a curated record. NCBI's taxonomy places the organism in Eukaryota, Metazoa, Chordata, Mammalia, Carnivora, Phocidae.